Molecule: messenger RNA, 1851 nt
Organism: Exophiala oligosperma
Lineage: Eukaryota; Fungi; Ascomycota; Eurotiomycetes; Chaetothyriales; Herpotrichiellaceae
Exons: 3
Coding region: 100-1851 (583 amino acids)
Source: RefSeq, a predicted model, not a curated record
CCAGCAUGAUGGGCGUUUACCAGAAAUGGUUCCUCGGCGGACCGAGAAUGGAUAGAAAGGAGUAGAGAAAAGUGUCGUCUCAGAAUCUAGUGCGGCGAGAUGGAAAGCGCACUAUCAAGCAUCAUCUUUGAAAGACACGUGCCUAGAGAAGCUCGCACCGCGAACGACGACUGGACUGGUGUCACAGAUGCGAAAGCCAGGAAAAGAGUUCAGAACAGACUAAAUCAGCGUUUAUAUCGCCGCAGACGAGCUGCUCAGCGAGAGGCUCAACGGGCGUCAGCCAGGUGCAGGAAAGAAACUGGCCGUCCAACUCUUCUCGCAGCUCGGACGCCGCACGUCAAGCCUAGCAAGGUCCAGGCGGAUGAUGUAUCUCCUGGUGCAGAACCCCCUUGUUGCGAAUGGCCACUGUAUUUUUCUCACGAUGUCUCCCGUCGGGGUCAUCUCUCAUCGCAAUCGCUGCACAACUCCCAGGCCCAAUCGAAGCCACCUGUGCAACCACCACCAUCCUGUUCACCGAAUCCGCGAGAUCGUCAUGAUCAGCAGCAGCAGCAUGAUAACCAAAGCCAUCCAGCACUCAUAAAACAGCCUCUCGAUCACUUCAACUACCAUCACCCAUCCCCAUCUUGCGCCGCCAUCCUUGAGAAUGGACAUGUCCGACGCAUUCACCACUAUGCUGCGACGACCCUCUGGCCUGCAUUUGGGCAUCAAAUCCUCAGCAGCAAUGAGACUUUGGCGUCGGCCUUCUUUCGCCUCAGCAUGACCGAUGACCUCCUCCUGAACUCCUUCAUCUGGCCAGCCGCGCUCGAAAUGUCUCUGCACUGUCCUGCCUCCCCAGAGAACGAUGCGAUUAUGCUCACCUGUCAGAACCGCUCACUGUGUCGCGUCCGCAUGCACAUCGAGAACGACACUGUCAAUGACUCGGUCAUCUUCGCCGUGCUGGCAUUCACCAUUAGCGCGACGAAUCCAGGUCGCGUUCGAAACGAAAUUCCCCGGAACAGGGACGAGGAGGAGAGGGAAGGCUCAUGUUUCGGGCUUUUCGCCCCACCGCUCCGUUCUCUGGGUUGGCUCGAUUAUUUCUCGCACUUCCGCUGGGCAGAGGCACAUGUUUCUGCAUUGAGACGUCUCGUGUUUGCUCGCGGUGACCUCGAUGUGAUCACAACUCCGGGCAUAGCGGAGCAGGUCCAGUCAACGGACAUAUUGCAGGCGAGUCUGGGCUUGAAGAAACCCAACUUCGCACUGUGUCAGCUAUACAGACACGUCCUGCUGCAUCAGGUCAGCGUGGUGCGCCCUCCGAGGGAGCGCGCGAGUGUGUUCUUCCCGGAAGGAGCGGGUCAGGAUGAUGACGAUGACAAUGAGGAAAUCAAAGAUUUGCUACUGGACAUGAAAAUGUAUUGUCGUCUCCUAGACACUGGGUCAGGGAAUCCGGCGACGUCGUCGUCGUGGGAGACACACGUCUACAGAAAUCUGAUCCAGUAUAGAUUGCUGUUGCUGCCGGAGAGUACGGGACACACGGAGCUCUGUCGAUUGGCCAUUCUGAUCUUCGCGUAUGGAGUGAUUUAUCCGCUGGCUAGGCCGGAGCCGUUGAAGGUGCUUAUUGGACGACUCAGGAGGAGGCUCGAGUCUGACGAAGCACGAGUGUCAACCUGUACGAGUAAGAGGACAGAGUUCCUAUUGUGGGUGGCUGUAAUGGGCGCGAUGGGUGCGGGCCACUCAAACGCCGACGACGAGGUUUUCUUCAUCAGUCUGAUACCCAGUCUGGUGAGUCUCAAGGCUGUCAUGAUGGAGUUUCUCUGGCUUGGUCCUGCUUGUGAUCAGGGCGCUCUGGAGCUUUGGACACAGACCCACCAUUGA